CCUGCUCCUGCCUUCAGUCCAGAGCCGCUGGUGGAGUCCAGGAGGGGCGGCGGAUGCGGCCCUGAGGGCACGGCCCUGCUGCCCCAAAGGUGCUGGAGGAGGCGAGGGAAAGCGCACGCUGACUGCUCCUCCCUCAAGGGGGGAGCUGAGGUGCCACAGAAGCACUCCUGCUUCCUUUCCGUGCAGGUGGCAGAGGUAAAGGCGGUAGCGGACCCCAGUAGGGGCACAGGAAUGAUUGCAGGAAGAGCAGUUGCCGUCAAGGCUCCGAGACCAGGUGUUGAAGCGUUUGCUGCUGAGCCCCGCCGUGACUGUUACCCGCCCGAGGUAAGAGGGGAACUGACCCUCAACCUACAAACUCCAGCCACCAUCACACAUGCAGCCAAAUCCAGCAUUAGAGAAAACGCGUGGCCCAGCAGGGAUCUGGUUGAUGAUGUCCUCACUGUCUCAGAGGUAAAAAUCAAGCUGGAGAGGGCUGGCGGAAGCUCUGCUCUCCCUUCCCGAAGCGCUGCGGAGGCAGAUGCACGCCCGGUGCCCUCCGCAGCCCCGGAGCAGCACGUACGGGCUGCUGGGACAGCUGCUGCUCUCCCAGCAGCGAGCCACGAGGCUGGUGUGGGAAAAGGACGAAGCUCCUGAGCCAACAGCAGGUGGGGGAGGCGUGGCUGCGCUCUCAGAGCGGUUCCAGGCAGUCCCCCGGGGCGUGGAGAACGUUUGCAUCGUGCUGUGCGGGGGAAACGUGGACCUGAGCUCCGGGGAAGUGAAAUGAGACCAGAGCGGUGUCUCCAGCAGCGAGAGCCCGACUCUGAAUUUGUACGGUCGGGUUUAUAUGCGACUGAAAACAGAUGGACAACCCCAAAGGUCUGAAAGCUUCUGUGAAGGGCUAAGGAAGCUGGCGGUGGUCUCUACAGCCCUGAAUCACUUUGUUACAAAGCAAAGGGUCACUCCUGGGGACUUGGAAGCGAAGCACUGCUUGUUCUCCCCCACACCAGCCGUCCAGCUCUGGAAAAGACCUUCAGUGGGUUGCACUUUGCCACUACCCAGCUGCUACUUCGCCUUUCUUUCCCAGUGUCCUCAACAACUUCCAACAAACUCCUUCGAUAAAGCAAAAUCCCCUCAACCCACUGCCAUGGCAGGGCAAGGACAGGCAAGAGCCCCACAGGGCGAAGGGGUUCACGAACAGGAGGGCGCUCGCAGCCUCCCAUUUGGCCCCCACAGCCAGCCCCCACCAAGACACAGGGACUUCGACG
Messenger RNA from Cygnus olor (mute swan), 1244 nucleotides. It is a transcript of the gene SRR, whose product is annotated as serine racemase. NCBI's taxonomy places the organism in Eukaryota, Metazoa, Chordata, Aves, Anseriformes, Anatidae. Gene Ontology annotation, biological process: D-serine biosynthetic process; pyruvate biosynthetic process; L-serine metabolic process. The record is from RefSeq and is a predicted model, not a curated record. Gene Ontology annotation, molecular function: L-serine ammonia-lyase activity; ATP binding; magnesium ion binding.